AAACCAACAAAACCAGUGUCGCAGCCAUUUUAUUUCUCUGUAUUGUUUGAGUCUGUCGUUGGGCUUGAAGUCGUUCCGAUUAUCACGCUCUUUGUACACAGUUAAUUUUCAAAUUUUUAUCGACAAAUUUUCACUUCACCCGUUCCAAUCAUGAGGGAAAUCGUCCAUAUCCAAGCCGGUCAAUGCGGAAACCAGAUCGGAGCUAAGUUUUGGGAAAUCAUUUCUGAUGAACAUGGCAUCGACCCAACUGGUGCGUACCACGGAGACUCAGAUCUCCAGUUGGAACGGAUCAAUGUAUACUACAAUGAAGCCUCAGGUGGAAAGUAUGUACCCCGUGCUAUUUUGGUUGACUUGGAACCUGGUACCAUGGACUCUGUUAGAUCUGGUCCUUUUGGACAGAUUUUCAGACCUGACAACUUUGUUUUUGGACAGUCUGGAGCUGGAAACAAUUGGGCUAAAGGUCAUUACACAGAGGGUGCUGAACUCGUAGACUCCGUCUUAGAUGUUGUUAGGAAAGAGGCUGAGAGUUGUGAUUGCCUUCAAGGUUUUCAAUUGACACAUUCUUUGGGAGGUGGAACUGGUUCUGGUAUGGGAACCUUGUUGAUCUCCAAAAUCAGAGAAGAAUAUCCUGAUAGAAUAAUGAACACAUAUUCCGUUGUACCUUCUCCCAAAGUUUCAGACACUGUUGUAGAACCCUACAAUGCCACCCUCUCAGUUCACCAAUUGGUUGAAAAUACUGAUGAAACCUAUUGUAUAGAUAACGAAGCUUUAUAUGAUAUUUGCUUCCGUACACUAAAACUCACAACACCAACAUACGGUGACUUAAACCACUUGGUAUCUUUGACCAUGUCUGGUGUAACCACUUGUCUCAGGUUCCCUGGUCAAUUGAAUGCUGAUCUCCGUAAACUCGCUGUCAACAUGGUUCCUUUCCCCAGGUUACAUUUCUUUAUGCCUGGUUUUGCCCCUCUUACAUCCCGUGGAAGCCAACAAUAUAGAGCUUUGACCGUACCUGAACUUACCCAACAAAUGUUUGAUGCCAAAAAUAUGAUGGCUGCAUGCGACCCACGACAUGGACGUUAUCUUACAGUAGCAGCUGUUUUCCGUGGACGUAUGUCUAUGAAGGAAGUUGAUGAACAAAUGUUGAACAUCCAAAACAAGAAUUCGAGCUACUUCGUUGAAUGGAUCCCUAACAAUGUGAAAACUGCAGUUUGUGAUAUCCCACCAAGAGGUUUGAAAAUGUCUGCCACUUUCAUUGGUAAUUCUACAGCCAUACAAGAAUUAUUCAAGAGGAUCAGCGAACAGUUCACUGCUAUGUUCAGACGUAAGGCUUUCUUACAUUGGUACACUGGUGAAGGUAUGGAUGAGAUGGAAUUCACUGAAGCUGAAUCUAACAUGAACGAUUUAGUGUCUGAAUAUCAGCAAUACCAAGAAGCUACUGCUGAUGAGGAAGCUGAAUUUGACGAAGAACAAGAACAAGAAGUUGAUGAAAACUAGACUUAUUUUUUAAAAAAAUAGCUUUAUAAUUUAAUUUUUGUUACUUUUUAUUUAAAACAAAAAUUCUGUAUAUUAAUCCUUCAAUUUUUUUUAUACUUAAUGCUUAUUCAUUCCAUUGUGAUACAUUUCCCUUGUACUAAAAAACACUGCUUUUUUAUUUUAAAUUAUUUUAAUUGAACAAUAUAGCUUUAUAAGAUUAAA
Messenger RNA from Sipha flava (yellow sugarcane aphid), 1695 nucleotides. Its product is annotated as tubulin beta-1 chain. Gene Ontology annotation, biological process: mitotic cell cycle; microtubule cytoskeleton organization. Gene Ontology annotation, molecular function: structural constituent of cytoskeleton; GTP binding; GTPase activity. The record is from RefSeq and is a predicted model, not a curated record. NCBI's taxonomy places the organism in Eukaryota, Metazoa, Arthropoda, Insecta, Hemiptera, Aphididae. The coding region runs from base 151 to 1494 and encodes 447 amino acids. The transcript has 4 exons. Gene Ontology annotation, cellular component: cytoplasm; microtubule.